ACGCCAAACUCCCCACGUUGCAAUAAACGAACAUCAAUACAAGCUUCCCAUCUCCAAAAUUUUCAGACAAACCCCCAAAUUUCCACUUUAAAAAUCCAAAACAAAUCCCCAAAACCCAGUAAUUAGCAAAAAAUAGAAACCAUGAAUCAAUCAGAUUACUCAUACGGUUCGCUCCCAAACGAUAUAGCUCUCAAAAUCGCUUAUUCGCUUGAGGUGCCGGAUCUUUCCUCCUUGAGUUGCUGCUCUCGGGUUUGGCGAGAGAUAUGCGGGUCGGAUUGUUUAUGGGAAUCACUUGUCAAAGAAAGAUGGAGUCUUUUGUAUGAAACUGUGAAAGACCCUAACUUCAAGGAUUGGCGGGGAUUCUAUGUAAAGCAGCACGAAGAGAAGAAGGCUCAGGCUGCAUCUGUUGUUAACGUGGUGGAACAUUGCUCACAAUCCGAGUCACUUGAGAUUCUCGACUAUCUGCAAGCGAUUGAAUGCCUGAAAACAAUGCAUUUUGGAUUCAAAGAUGUUCAAAUGCUGCUCUUGAGACCAAGGCUGAAUGUUCUGCUUAACUUAAUCGGACUAAAUUACUGCCUUAACAUCCUUCAAGUGCCGCACCUGAGUUUACAGGCUGUUCAUAUCGUGGAAGCACUUCGGAACAGUAAGAUAGCCGACCGUCAAGUUUUUGUCCAAUGGUGGAAGCCUGGGAGAUGGUUCUAUGGCUUCCGCAUCCGAAAUGAUUCUUUCCGUUGUGUCUCUCUUGAAGAUCUUGCGGUGGAAAAAGACGAGGAGGUUCUGGCGGUCCUCGAACCAGAAACUACUCAUGAGCUUUUGACAACAGUUCAGAUAUCCGUUGUUAAUUCCACGAGCAAUCUCCAGGCUAGCCAAAGCUCACCGUGACUGUGAUUGUAGGCAGCCAGACGUUUUUCAGGUGAUGUACAUAUAGUGUUCAUUUCAUAACGUUAUAAUUCUAUCUUACGGGACUCGAGUUCAAGCAUAAGUAUCCGAUACAGAUAUGCCGUUGACGCAGGUUUCUUUAGUAUUUGUAAGUUUUCUAUGAUUUUCUAGUAUCUUUAGAGGGUCAUCUCUCUACGAAUACUUCAAUAAAAUUUUCUAGAAUUUGUGAUAUUCAAGCAAAGCUGAAAAUUACCAGAUAGAUUAAACACAUGCACAAACAGUAGAUUGAAUCCAAACAGAAAAUUUCUCCAGAAAAUUAAACGAAUAGCUUGUAUAGAUUCUUACAAAUGAUCUAUUUAUCUCCAUUUUUCUGGAUCGAAGCAUUCAUCGGUAUCGGUAAACAGCAUAAACAGUUGAUCGUGGCCGAGGGUUGCAGAGGGCCAUCAA
Molecule: messenger RNA, 1326 nt
Organism: Hibiscus syriacus
Lineage: Eukaryota; Viridiplantae; Streptophyta; Magnoliopsida; Malvales; Malvaceae
Exons: 4
Coding region: 142-882 (246 amino acids)
Biological process (GO): protein polyubiquitination; SCF-dependent proteasomal ubiquitin-dependent protein catabolic process
Cellular component (GO): SCF ubiquitin ligase complex
Molecular function (GO): protein binding
Source: RefSeq, a predicted model, not a curated record